Tetranychus urticae (two-spotted spider mite) is the source of this 1340-nucleotide messenger RNA. Its product is annotated as peroxisomal reductase activating PPAR-gamma. The record is from RefSeq and is a predicted model, not a curated record. Gene Ontology annotation, cellular component: membrane. NCBI's taxonomy places the organism in Eukaryota, Metazoa, Arthropoda, Arachnida, Trombidiformes, Tetranychidae.
GUUUUUGCUCAAACAUGUAAACAAAGAUGACAUUUUGCUACUUUACCCAUUCUGAAAGUAAUUUACCUUAAAAGGUGUUUAGCUGUCCUGAUGAUGAUACUAUUGUUUUUCAGUGUUCUUCCAUCAACUCUAAUCGGCAAUCGCUACAACAAUUAGUCAAAAGGUGACUAUAAUGUCAUUAUUAUGUCAAUUAAAUUGGUUACUACCGGUUUCUUCAAUAUCUUGGCUUAUUUAUGCCUUGAUGCAGAAAAUUACCAAGUUCAGGUAUAAAAAUAGCUUCAAAAAUCAAGUAAUAUUUAUUACUGGAGCUUCUUCAGGCCUUGGAGAGGCUUUAACUAGAGUCUUACACAGAUUUGGAGCUAAGCUAAUCAUUGCAGCAAGGGAUAUAGAGAGGCUUAAUGAGCUUCGUGAUGAAUUAGUCGAGAUUUACCCAGAAGGAUAUCGACCGACAUCUUUAAAAUUAGACUUGACCAAAAUUGAUGAUAUUAGACAAAUCACUGAAUCAGCAAUAAAUAUACAUGGAAAAAUUGAUAUUGUGAUCAACAAUGCUGGGAUCGGCUAUAGAGGAACAAUAAUGUCAACCGACAUCAAGGUUUAUCAAAACCUAAUGGCAGUAAAUUACUUUGGACAAAUUGAAGUAAUUAAAGCAAUAACAGAGCAUUUUUUAGCGGUUGGUAAAGGAACCAUUGUUGGUAUUGGCAGUGUUCAAUCACAAAUAAGUAUACCAUAUAGAUCGGCCUACUCAGCUUCCAAACAUGCCUUUCAAGCCUUUAUGGAUUGCCUUCGAGCUGAAUUAUCUUCCAUCCAACCAGAUAUCAACGUAUUAGCCGUGAAUCCUGGUUACAUUAGAACUAAUUUAUCUUUAAAUGCACUUUCAUCCGAUGGAUCUCUUUACAAUCGAGUAGAUGAGACAACUGCAUCAGGAAUGGAUCCAAAGACUGUUGCCGAUGAAAUCUCCUUAGCAAUAUAUCAGAAGAAGAAAGAAUUAUUCUUGUCAACAUUUACUCAUAAACUAGCCAUAAUACUUCGUUACUUGUUUCCUAGUUUAUUUUUCAUUCUGAUGUCUAAAAGAGCCAAAAAAUUCGCUUAAAUAUUUAAUGUAUAUUUAUAAAGGUUAUACAAAUGUUGGUUUAGAUAUGAUUCAAUAUUUUUUUAACUUUGCUUUAACUGAUUAACCGUCCAUUUUAGCGCAACAAAUGGAAUAUAUAUUUAUGAAUUGUAAAAAUAUUUUGAAAUUAAGAAAUAUUAUGAAAGUCUGAUAGAUUGCAUUGCAAUCGUUUAAAAGCCCAAUGAUAACUGCUUCAAUUAAGAAACAUAAUAAAUCUUUUUAAAAUGUUAUA